AUGGAUGUUGAUACAUGUAUACGAGAGAAUAUUGGUUGGCAAAAACUUCCGGAAGAUAUACGUGUUUUGCUUGGCAAUUCCCAGAGAGAGUACGAUAAACUUAUCCUUGAAUAUUCUAUCAAAAAUCAGUUGCGCUACAAGGGCAAUUUAGUUCGUCAUGUCAAGAAAAACGAGGAGACCUACUAUGACAUGAUUGUGAAGUACAGCGAAUCACAUCUUAUGCUCUAUCCUUACCAUCUUUCGGAUAUUAUUGUACGAGAACUCCGAAUCACUCCCUUCAACUACUAUAUAAACAUCAUCACGGACAUGAUACAAUCGGAAAAGUCGUACGAUUCCUUGCCGAAUUUCACAGCUGCUGAUGCAAUGCGACUGCUGGGUAUAGGUCGAAAUCAGUACAUUGAUCUUAUGAAUCAGAACAGGUCUAACAGGAAAUUUCUCCGUCGGAGUCGUCCUCUUCGUGAACUUUUGCCACAGAAACCAGCAAAGCGAGUGGUAGAACCCUGGUGGAUUGUGUGUGCGGGAAGUAUCCUCGAAGCCGAUAUCAAGUUGUUAACAGAAGAUGAACGCCGCGUCGUUGAUAACCUUAUAGAUGAAGGACCACAUGCGGCUGGUUUGCUUCCAGUUCCAGUUGUUCACUCAUUGCUUAACCGCGGUUUGGUAUACUUGGAUGUGCCUGUUGUUGAAUCGGACUAUGUCUACGUCGCCCCUCUUGACGGCUUUGUGAUGAACCGUGUUCUCGGAGAUUAUUUUGAAACCCUUCUGUAUAAAAUUUUUGUCGCAAUUGACGAUCAAACCACCGUUAAAGAGAUGGCUGAAAUGCUUCAUAUUGACUUUCAUCUCGUCGCUAAUGCGAUUUCCGUAUUCUGUCGUCUGGGGUUUGCAAGGAAAAGGGUUACCGGAAUGGAAACUGCACGACUUCAUUAUAGCUGGUCCGCAGAAAAUUCCACAUAUUCGAUUUCAGAUGACAUGGUAUCAUCGGUAACAGGGGAUUUGGGAGAAUUGUCUGCUUCUUUGGCUUCACCUCUUGGUGACGAUGAUGAUGAGGAACAGGCAACACAGCUCAGUAACUGCACUACGAAAGAGACGCCUACGACAGAGGUGUCAUCGUCAGUACAGAGGGCAGCAUUCCUUUUUGAUUCUUCCUUAGCAGCCUUUUUAAUGAUGGGGAAUUUGUCCAGCUCGCUGAAAGGUCACGCUGUUACACUGUUUGAAGUAGGGAAGUUGGCGGACGAACAGAUGCGUGAUUUUCUAGAACAUUUGGAAUGUGUAAAUCGUUUUGCUGAAGGAGAAGCGCAGCGAUAUUCAGAACAUGCAGUGACAUUGCUGGAUAUUCUUCGGAGUCUUCGAAAAGAAAGAGAAGUAGAUAUGCUACGGGGCGAGAGUCUGUUGAGUCUUGACCCACAGAGUCGCAUUCGAGUUCUUAGCAAGUCUUACGGCAUUCUGGUUUCCAUGGCUCCUCUAUCGUUUGAUGCAUGUACAGUACCAGCGUCCUCUUUGCCAUUUAUUGGCCCGCCGAUACCUGAAGCUUGUUCACCUUGGCUACGACUGGCAAUAUAUUUAGCAGCUGGGAGUGGACCAGCAUCUGCAUACAUUCCUAAAGGGACAAGACUAACCCGAUUACCCCCCGUUAUUUCUCAUUCCGCCCGUCUUCUCGUUUCGUCGUCAUCUCAUGAGCCACAAUUAAUGUCAACGCAUAAUGCUCUCGUAGCUCUAAAUGACAUGCUGCUCACCAUGCCACUUUUUGUGCAGGUUCGCUUACAGUGUUUUUACUUAUUACAUUUACCACUUGUUUCUGCUAAAAAUGGUAGCUUCUCGAGACAUCCCGCCGUACUCGCACUUUCAUCUCGUAUUGGUCUCAACUUCUUGUGUGGUUACAUCGUCCUCCUCAAUAAGGGACUAAAGCGGAAGCAGCCAUCGAAUAAGUCGAGGGCAACACCUUCUUAUGAUGCACUUCCAAGUGGAUUCUCGUAUGAUGAUUAUGUGCUGCUCGAUUGUGUUUUCGGGAUACCGUUGUUCAACUCGGCAUUAAACCAAGCUAUUUGCACUCGAAUGACAGAGAAAGGAAUUUUGGAACCAGACAACCACCUGUGGGUUUCAGUAGCAAGCAAUAAACUAGUUAUAGGAUGGAUACUUAGUCCCACCGAUUCUCCUUUCGAAUUCUGA
Molecule: messenger RNA, 2163 nt
Organism: Angiostrongylus costaricensis
Lineage: Eukaryota; Metazoa; Nematoda; Chromadorea; Rhabditida; Metastrongylidae
Source: the annotation of a GenBank genome assembly